AUGAUAGAGUUUCAUCAUUAUUCUGAAGUGGAACGUAAUAAUUUAUUUUUCGUAUGUUACUUCCUACAGGAAUACAUUGCUGCUGCUGUUGCUGCUGCUGCUACUAUUGUUGGACUUUUCGUACAAGUGACUAAAGCAAUACUCAACAUCGAUUCUAAAGAACACUGUAAAUACGAGGUGGAAUUCCUACUGCAGCAACAGUGGUACGAUCCUCGAUUGCGUUAUAGCAACAGAUCCAGAUACGAAUUUUUAAAUGCGAUUCAUCAUUACGAGAACAUCUGGUUACCGGAUACGUAUUUCAUAAUGCAUGGCGAUUUCAAAGAUCCCAUCAUUCCUGUUCACUUUGCCUUGCGGAUAUAUCGUAACGGCACCGUCAACUAUCUUAUGCGGCGUCAUCUUAUUCUAUCCUGCCAGGGUAGACUCAAUAUCUUCCCUUUCGACGACCCAUUGUGUUCAUUCGCAAUCGAGAGCAUAUCGUAUGAGCAGACAGCGAUUACAUAUGUGUGGAAAAAUGAUGAGGGUACCUUACGAAAAAGCCCAAGCCUGACGGCACUGAAUGCAUAUCUCAUUAAAAAUCAGACAAUCACAUGUCCGAUUAAAGUGAGCUGGCGAGCUGACGGACAGAUCGUGAUUGAGGAGGACGAGUUCGAUGAUUUUGGAGACUCUAAGUGCUCGCUGUGCCAGCGCAGAUUUGAAGAGCAAGGUAAUUACAGCUGCUUGAAGGUGGAUUUGAUCUUCACGCGAGAUCGUUCCUUCUAUUUCACUACGGUUUUCAUCCCAGGCAUUAUUCUAGUAACCAGUUCGUUCAUCACAUUUUGGCUUGAAUGGAAUGCUGUACCGGCGCGAGUGAUGAUUGGUGUAACAACAAUGCUCAACUUUUUCACCACGUCAAAUGGCUUCCGGGGAACGCUGCCUGUUGUUUCAAACUUGACUGCCAUGAACGUAUGGGACGGGGUAUGCAUGUGUUUCAUCUACGCGAGUCUUCUCGAGUUCGUCUGCGUAAAUUAUGUCGGUCGCAAACGGCCGAUGCACAACGUUGUUUAUCGUCCGGGCGAGAAUCCCGUUACCCAGCGGCUUCCAGCGGUGCUCAGCAGGAUAGGAAUUAUAUUGGCCAGCCCCUUGAAGAGGGAAGGCGGAGCUACUGGUGGUACUACUGGACCGAACGAAAUUAUUGCUUGCACUAACUGCGGACCUAAUCCCUGCACACAUACGACAACAAACGGUUGCACCGCCGAGCUAAGGAAAAAGGAUCCGCCACAUCCGAUUAGAGUGGCGAAGACGAUCGACGUGAUAGCCAGGAUUACUUUUCCAGUCGCCUAUUUCAUGUUCCUCACUUUCUUCUUCAUUCACUAUAAGGGCACUUCGUAGAAUGAUAUACAACAAUCUCCGAGAAGUCUCCUAUCACUGGGAAAAAGAAUCACUAACACAAGAAUAUGCAAAGACGCGACAUAAAAGAAAAGGAUACCAACGAUGGAUCAUCUCCAAUCAUUCUUCGUCUCCUCUCACGUGUGAUAGUUCUUGGAUGCACUCUUCUAUGAAGGAAGUAGCUGAUUACGAUCGCUUCGCGAGCAACAACCAUAUAUAUUUAUCUUCAUACUCUUUUCUCUUUCUUACAUCUGAUAGAUAAUAGAAUGUGUUACUGACGAACGCUUUGGCUAAGCAGAAAGAAUGACGCUUAGCUUAGUUAAUGAUGUGAUCAAAUGUAUAAUGUAAGAUAUAUUGUAAUAUCAUUACAGAAGAACCUCUGUAUUCUUAACAC
Acromyrmex echinatior (Panamanian leafcutter ant) is the source of this 1759-nucleotide messenger RNA. It is a transcript of the gene pHCl-1, whose product is annotated as pH-sensitive chloride channel 1. The record is from RefSeq and is a predicted model, not a curated record. NCBI's taxonomy places the organism in Eukaryota, Metazoa, Arthropoda, Insecta, Hymenoptera, Formicidae. Gene Ontology annotation, biological process: monoatomic ion transmembrane transport. Gene Ontology annotation, molecular function: extracellular ligand-gated monoatomic ion channel activity; transmembrane signaling receptor activity. Gene Ontology annotation, cellular component: membrane.